Molecule: messenger RNA, 1308 nt
Organism: Amyelois transitella
Lineage: Eukaryota; Metazoa; Arthropoda; Insecta; Lepidoptera; Pyralidae
Product: beta-ureidopropionase-like
Exons: 1
Coding region: 61-1236 (391 amino acids)
Molecular function (GO): beta-ureidopropionase activity
Source: RefSeq, a predicted model, not a curated record
GGCGCGGACGCCGGGCGAGGACCAGUCGCUCACCGUACGCCAAACAGCAAGUUACUUAACAUGGACAACGAAACACAAAGCCUCGAAGCCAUCAUCAACAACAAUCUUAGCGGGCGAGACCUCGAGGAAUUCAACAGGAUCUACUAUGGCAGGAAGAAUCACCGCGAAGUUACCCUGAAGCCGGCUUCUCUAGCAGCUGCCAAAGACGCCAACUUUGAUAUCCUCGCUUACGAAUUCCCAGCCAAGCCGGAGCAAACGAGACCACCGCGCAUCGUCAAAGUUGGCGUCAUUCAACAUUCUAUUGCUAUCCCCACCGACCGCCCAGUCAAUGAGCAAAAAAGAGCCAUCCUAGACAAAGUCAAGAAGAUCGUAGAUGUGGCCGGCCAAGAGGGAGUGAACGUCAUUUGUUUCCAAGAGCUAUGGAACAUGCCCUUCGCCUUCUGCACGCGGGAGAAGCAACCGUGGUGCGAAUUCGCCGAAUCAGCCGAAAAUGGCGAAACUACAAGGUUCUUGAGUGAACUUGCUGCUAAAUACGGCAUGGUCAUUGUCUCAUCCAUCUUGGAGAGAGACGAGAAGCAUUCAGAGAUACUAUGGAACACUACUGUGGUUAUAAGCGACUCUGGUAACGUAAUCGGCAAGCACAGGAAGAACCAUAUCCCUAGAGUGGGUGAUUUCAACGAGUCCAACUAUUAUAUGGAAGGGAACACUGGUCAUCCAGUUUUCGAGACGCGUUUUGGUAAAAUCGGAGUGAGUAUUUGCUUUGAUCGCCAUCACGUUUUGAAUUGGUUGAUGUUCGGCCUUAACGGGGCAGACAUCGUCUUUAACCCGUCAGCGACCGUCGCCGCAGAAGCUGGCAGUGAGUACAUGUGGGACAUUGAGGCUAGGAACGCUGCCAUUACCAACUGUUACUUCACAGCCGCCAUCAACAGGGUUGGUUACGAGCAUUUCCCUAAUGAGUUUACGUCUGCUGAUGGAAAGCCGGCGCAUAAUGAUUUGGGAUUGUUUUACGGUUCGAGUUACAUCUGUGGUCCGGAUGGGGUAAGGUGUCCGGGAUUGUCGCGCACGAGAGAUGGUCUUUUGAUUGGCGUUUUGGAUUUGAAUAUGAACAGACAGAUAAGAGACCGCCGUUGCUACUAUAUGACCCAGCGUCUGGACAUGUAUGUGAACAGUCUGAGCAAAGUCUUGGAGCUGGAUUACAAGCCGCAGGUAAUAAGGGAGCACGAGAGCGAGAAGUGAAAUAAUUGACUGAAGUUAGUGUAAGAAAUGGUUAUGUUUGUAACAAUGCAAUAAAAUGUUUAUUUGAAGUUA